Messenger RNA from Cuscuta epithymum, 794 nucleotides. The record is from the annotation of a GenBank genome assembly. NCBI's taxonomy places the organism in Eukaryota, Viridiplantae, Streptophyta, Magnoliopsida, Solanales, Convolvulaceae.
UUCAAGAAAGAAGACCGGUCCCCGUCGCCGGCGAGUGGUCGGUGGGAGCUUCGGUACAACUGCUGCUUCCUCUGGGUGGACGUCUUGCCGGCGGUGUUAAACCGGUACUUGGACAAACGAGUAGACGACAUGGUGAGGGCCGGGAUGAUGGAGGAGCUUGAAGAAUGGUUUCAGUCAACGGGAACUCCGGCAUCCACCGGCGGGCUGAUGAAGGCCAUCGGGGUGCCGGAGUUCGCGAGAUACGAAUCGGGCGGAAGCUUGGAGGCAUGCGUUGGUGAAAUAAAGGAGAACACAAGGGUCCUGGCGGAGAGGCAGAGGUGGAAGAUCCGGCGGUUUGGUCAAGAAGUGGCGGCGGAGGGCGGUUUGAAGAUGCAUAGGGUUGACGCUACGGCCGCUUUUGCGGCGGCUAUGAUGAUGGGUCCCGCGGGAUCAAAAUCAGAGUCUACAGAAAUCUGGGAAAAGGAGGUUUUGCAGCCAAGCAGAGAUACUCUCAAAGACUUCUUGUCGGAUGUUAUAAUAUCGUCGGAGAAGCAGAAGCAGUACGCCUUGAGGGAGCACAUCAUAUAAAAAUCUAAUAGCUGUUCCAAUUUUCAUGUAUUUGCUUCCAAAUAUAUACACACACAUAUAGAUACAUUAUACAUAUAUGCACACAUAUAUAUGAAAUCAUAGUCUUAUAUUAUGCACGGACAGUUAUAGUCUUAUAGAAAUCAUAGUACCAAGUACAUAAGGUACUACACGUAUCAUAUGUUGGAAGGUACAUGUAUGUACAAUUUUGUGUUGAGACAAUGCAUGGC